UUUCUAGUAAUGGCAACGGCAGGCUUAGAAGUAAGAGAAGCAGGUCGAGCUCUGAGGGUACAAGCAGAAACUCCUCAUCUGGUUUCAAUGGGAAGUGGAAGAUUAUCGACAGCAAUUACACUUCAUCCAUUACCCGAAGGACAAAUCAUUGUAGGAUCUGAACGGAAUGCUGACAUUCCUAUAACAGGGACAGGUGUUGAAUCUAUCCACUGCACAAUUGAAAAUAAUAACGGUAUUGUUAUUCUUCAUCCUGUAAGCGGAGAUACACUAGUUGAUGGUGUAAUCGUAAGCUCACCUAUUAAACUUACUCAAGGUUGUAUACUAUCGAUAGGAAGAUCAAAUUAUAUGCGCUUUAAUAAUCCCGCAGAAGCAAAACAAUUGAAAUCAGCUUUACCGAGUCCAAGACUAUCGAUAAUGCCCAAUAAUUUCUGCGUACUAUCGGAAAACUCAUUUGAACAUCUGGAACGUAAACCACCAGUAGGACCAAAGAAAUCUUUCCGUACUACAUGUCUCGAUGAUGAGAUAGGUUUUCAAGGGAAAUUAACUAAAUUUGAAAUGCUUGCAAGACAAAGUAGAAACUGUGUAUCACCUAAAGUCUUUCCUGCAGGUUCGUUAACGACAAAUGUUCCUGCAGUUCAGAUUCUUGGGCAUUCCAGAACGACAAAUUUAAUUUCUCUCGGUAAAAAUGAAACUUCUCCACUCCGAAAUCUCACUAAUCUCGAUAAAAAUCGAUCAAGUACACCAACUUACAGUAAUUCUAACAACAAUCUUAAUUAUAUUGAUGAUCAACAACAAAAGAUAGACAGCAAAUCUUCCAGUCGUUCAAAUACUCCUUACUCUGACUAUGGUGUUCCAAUAUCUAAUCAUAAUCAAAUUCAAAUGUAUACUACAACUGAGGCUUUUCUCAAACACUAUAAACCUCAAUAUAACGAGAAUAAUAAUGAAACACAAAACUCCCUAGCACAUUCAAAAUCGUUUAAACAUGAAAAUAAUUAUGAUCUGAUGUCUAGAAGUUUAGUGUGUCAAGUAUCUCCUGACUUGGAUAAAUACGGCCGUAAAUUCGAUAUGAGUCAGAGCCUGAUCAUAGCUAAAACUACAAUGACAGAAUAUUUCCAAGUAGACCAAUUGAGAUCAAAUCCCAAUUUAUGUGAUCGUCUUUCGAUUCAUGGAUCCCAUUCAUCUGUUAACAAUAUAAGAGGCAAUUUAAAUUUUGGCUCAAGUCCUAAUAUUAAAAGAAUUCAAGCACCUAGCCCAUCAUUUAAUCGCAAUCCGAAGUAUAAAGAUAAUAAAAUACUUAACGAAAGGAUGGUAAGUCCAACACUUAGUAUAAGCAGCAAUUGCUCACUUCAAGAACUCAGAGAGAGACAGAUAGACGCUGAAAUAAAACAGAAAGAAGCGGAGGAUAAAAUAAAAGUAGUUCAAGAAGAAAGAUUACGAGAGCAAGAAAUUGAAAAACAAGAGAAAAUAAGGCUUGAAGAAAUAUUAACUUUGUGUGCAGAGUAUGAUAAGCAAAAUACAUCAGAUAAACCAAAACAGCCCAAUAGGAUUAAAACUAAUGGAUCGUUACCAAGAGAUAAGAGACCAGGUCAAAGUUCACCAUUUCAUAGCUCUCAAAACUCUCCAAGCAGCCAAUCUUAUUUUUCUUUUGACUCUUCAGACCAAAAUUCAUUGCUUAAAACUAUUCAGCUUAAUGGGUCAUCAUCUUAUAAUAAACAUCAAGUAACGCCAUUAUCAGAUGAACUAGUUUACCAACAUAAUAAUAAUAAUCAUCAACAAAUAACGUGGCAAAAUAAUAUUAUGCAACUAGAAUCCAGCUUAUCACCUGUAUCACAAACAAAACCACCAAGUAAUAACGAAAAUAAUGAGACUGACAACAACACAAAUAUUGACUCUACGUAUGGUAUAAUACCAUUUGAUGGAGCACAAAUGAAUAAUAACACCUUACCGGUCAAUUCUGAAAAUAUUAAUCAUUAUGAAAAUGUAGUGCGUAUGUCACAGCAAAAUAAUAAUCCAAUUUAUGCAACAAUAAAAAAAAAUGGAAAUUUAACGAAUUCAUGUGGAAUUAUUGAAAAUAAACUUGCAAUAUCGAAUGAUGAUCUUCUAGAAGCUAUUGAACAGCUUUCUAUGUUAUCAAAAUCCAAAGAAGCUUAUAUUAAACCAAAGAAAAAUAACAUUGAAAAAAAUAAUACGAAAUCAAAUGAAUUAAAAGCUGAUAAAGAAAGAAACGAACUAGAAGAUGAGGAUAAGAGAAAAUAUAUUGCAUUUUUACAAAAUGAAAAACUUCAUAUUCUUAGCAAUAUGGAUACACUUAAACGGAGUAUCGCUGAUAUCGAAACACAAGAAGAAGAAAUUAGCCGUGAGCUUGAACUCGAAAAAGCAUUGCUAUCAGCUGAGUAUGAAUCGGAAUCAUUGAAGUUAACGUCUGAUGAGACUGAAAAAAUAAGCAUUCAAAUAAGAAUCAAUAAACUUGAACAAGAAAUGGCGGAAGAUACAUCAAUACAAGCAAAUCUUCAAGCCGAAGCUAAAUUUCGAGUUGAAAAAGUACAGCAGUUGUGUAUACAAUUGGGAAAUGAAUUGAAAAAUUGUUCUAAUGAAAGUAAACAGCAAUUAAUAACAGAAAAGUUACAUGUACAACAAAAUGCACUUGAAACAGAAAAAAAGACAUUCGAAGAUCUUGAAUUUCAACAUCUGGAAGAAGAAGCCAGCAAGUUAGCAACCAGAGAAGAAUUGCAGAAGUGCCUAAGUGAACUGUCUCAUAAAAUUGAAGCGCGAAAGAUGCAGCUCAAUCAUUUGGAAUCACAGCGAAAUGAUGCUAAAACGUCAGCAAUGAAGGAAUCAAAAAGCCUUGAGCGUCAAAAGGUUGGACUUAUGAGGAGACUGGAAGAAAGUCGCAACAGAUUACGUGCUAUAGACGAUGAAUUGCAAAACCUAACUAAAAAUUCAAUAGAAAAUGGAACAGAAAAUUCUGAAGAAAAGCGAUCUCCAAGUAGAGAAGAUUUUGAUAGAAUUUCGAAAGUUACACAUAGCUCACCAAUUGUUAAUAGUCAGGGAAGUUUAGGUAGAAAAACAAUAGAAUCGCUCAAAGAAAUUGAAAGAAAUCGACAACUACACCUUGCUAAGCAAGGAAGUCAAGUUAUCUCAGAAGAGCGCCGAAGAGUUGAGGAGUUAAAAAGAAGAGUUCAAGAUGAAGUGCGAUCACAAUGGGAAGAGAGAAAAUUAAAUUGUGCUUCUUUUAAUAGUGUUGAAUCAGGUGAAGAAUCGUCUAAUUAUUCAACUGGUCCUACUGAAAGUGGAAGCAGAAGUAGCGAUGGUGCAGAUAUUGGUAUUAACGAAAAGCUGUCACCAUGUAAACUUGAAGAAUUCAAUUCUUCAAGCCCUGGAACGUCAAAUACUUCUUGUCCACUUUUAAAAAGUGAUACCAUAAAAGAUGGUAAAAGAACUUCUUCAAUCGAAGGAGAGCGAGUUAGUACCAGUAGCAUAGGAAUUACUGAUGGAGACAGAAGUCGUCCACUUUCACAAUCCUCCAGUGAAGUAGAAAGUAUUGGAUCGUUGCAAACUGUUAAGCAUCGUGAUAAGACUAAACUUCAGCGUCCAUUGACACGGUAUCUUCCUAUAAAAUCAGAAUCAUUAGAUUUGAGACACCACAUAGAAACAGCAGGUCACCAGCUGUCUCUUAUAAGCGAUGUUAUUAUUGAUACAACAACUUGCAGUGGCUACCUAUCAAAGAUGAGCAAAAAAUUUCAUCAUUGGAACAAACGUUGGUUUAUAUUUGAUCGGAAAAGAAAAACUUUAUCUUACUACAGUGAUAACUCAUCAAAAAAAACUCGUGGACUAAUAUAUUUUCAGUCGAUUGAAGAAGUAUAUGUUGAUCAUAUGAAUACUGUUCGAUCGCCUCAACCAUCGCUUACUUUCAUUAUUAAAACAUCAACAAGAACUUAUCAUUUGAUGGCGCCAAGUUCAGAAGCGAUGAGAGUUUGGGUGGAUGUUGUAUUUACUGGAGCUGAAGGAUAUCAUGAAUUUGAUCAUCAAGUUUAA
Molecule: messenger RNA, 4035 nt
Organism: Cotesia congregata
Lineage: Eukaryota; Metazoa; Arthropoda; Insecta; Hymenoptera; Braconidae
Source: the annotation of a GenBank genome assembly